AUGUCUGCAGAUUACUCAGGAGAGGUGGAGAGUCUUGCAUGUAAUACCUACUCCAGAGAUGCUUUGUUGGAGCAGGGGACCAUCCCCCUGGAUAUUGACAAUGUUCACAUGCUGCUGCAGGUGGAACAAGAACAGAUUCAGAAGAGGACCUUCACCAACUGGGUCAAUGCUCAGCUGGCAAAGAGGAGGCCACCGUGCAUGGUUGUAGAUCUGUUCAAUGAUUUCCGUGAUGGCUCCAAACUGCUGGACCUGCUGGAGGUGAUGAGUGGCUUGCACAUCAGUCGGGAGAGAGGCAGGGGAAUGUUUCAGCACAGGAGCAACAUCGAGAAGGCUCUCUCCUUUCUUAAGAAGAAAUCGAUAAAGCUAGUUAACAUACACAUUCCUGACAUUAUUGAUGGAAAACCAUCCAUCAUCCUGGGCCUUAUAUGGACUAUCAUUCUUCAGUAUCAUAUCGAAGAGCUGGCGAGCUCUCUCACCUUUGACUCCCGUCAGUCCUCUAUGGAGUCUUUGGCCAGUCUUGACACCUUCUCAAGCCACUCGACUAGCAGCAGUCCAGUUCCUCCCAGAAGCUCACCACUACAUCAUCGUUUUAGAGUCUCUGCCAAGAAAGCACUGUUGCUGUGGGUCCGGGAGCAGUGCCACAAAGCUGGCUGCUCAGUAAACGUAAAAGACUUCAAGGCUAGCUGGAGGAGUGGAGUGGUUUUCCUGGCUAUCCUGUAUGCUCUGCGGCCUGACCUGGUGGACCUGUCCAAGGCCAGAACGAGAAGCAACAGACAGAACCUGGAGGAAGCCUUCCGUAUCGCAGAGAAAGAGCUCAGGAUCCCCCGACUGCUGGAGGCUGAUGAUGUGGACGUUCGGGACCCCGAUGAGAAGUCCAUCAUGACUUAUGUGGCUCAGUUCCUUCAGUACUCCAAGGACCUGCCAGUGCCAGAAGAAGAAAUGCAGACACAAUAUUUGACUCCUUCUAAAAGUCCUUCUCCUAUCAACCUACCUAUCCACUACACCCCUGCUAUUUCUGCUUCACCUCUCCGCCAGGUGACACCUGACCGUAAGGCACAGGAAAUGACAUGCUGGCUGGUUCAGGCCUAUGAUGAGCUGCUGGAGGGAUGGGACUCCACAGAAGGAGAAAGCUACCCAGAAAGAUAUAAUGUAUUUCAGACCUUUCUGGUGUCCUUUAAUGAGCAACGACGGCCCAUCAUGCCUUUGUUGACGGCCAUGAGACGAACCCCAAAACUGAGCGAUGAGCAACGGACUCUCAGAGAGGCGUGGGAUGCUCUCACAGAAAAGCUCCGUGAGUACAAAGUCGCUUUAGAUAUGAGUCUUCCAGCCCCCUUGGACACAGUCGCCCGCUGGCUUUUGAGAACAGAGGAGGCUUUGGCUGAGGAAGAUGGCAACCCUCAAGACCACGGCCGUGCUGCUGAUGAAGCGAGGGAGAAACACGAACUGCUCAAAGCUUGCCUGGAGGAGAUGCCACAUCUAACUGGGGAGGGUCUCCUAAACUCUACUCCUAAGUUCAUGACACAAUCAGGCCUUUAUUACAUUGAGGGCAGUGAACUCGUAUACACACAAGAGCUGCCUUCCAUGUUGGAAACAGCUAUUCGUAAGCUGAAGCAGAUUUCUGAGAAAUAUUCAAACAAAUCUGCCCUUGCUUCAGAUUAUCAGCAUGUCAGUCAGCAGGUGAAGCAGCUGGAGGAGGACACUGCUGUCGUUUUAGAGGACGUGACCACAGUGAAAAGCACAAUGGGACGGGUUCUGUCUGCCUGGGACUCGUACAGCGACUCCCUUAGUUCCCUGCAGGCUUGGCUUGAACAGUGCUCUGCAACGCACAGCCACAGACCUGAGCUGACCUCCGCAUCCAUGGCUGAGUGGGGAUCUCGUCAGGCCCACCUGAAUGAGGUGGGGAACUUCCUGAUUGAGUCAACAGAUCCUCAGACCAGCAGGAGCCUGGCAGAGGAGCUUCGAAAAGUCAACAUGCAGUGGGCUGAGUUUGUCAAGAAAAACACUUUGGAAAACAUUGGUGAGCCAAUGGAAGUUACCCAUGUAAACCCAGAGGAAAUCAGAGCUUUGAUCAGAGAGGGCACACUGAUUCUCAAAGAGCCUCUGGAUGUUAUGGCGGGUCCUUUACGCACCUACAGGAAAAGAUUACAGUUUAUAAUGAGGAAGAUUAAAGACGUGGAUCUGGAUGCUUUGGCUUCUGUCCCAGAAUGCCCAGCAGAUCAGUUACAGAAACUGAAGCUUGCAGUACCAGAAGUUAUGCAGACAUUAUCUGAGGCAGAAAAGGUUUGUGUAGAGCUGCAACAUAGUGUGUCUGGGCUGGACAGUCGAUUGGCUGAACUUCUACAUUGGGAGACUGAAGCCAGGGAGCUCUACCACCAGCUGAGGGCCACCGAUCAGCAACAAAAACAGGUCCAGACCUCACAAGCCAGGGUCACUAUUUCCCGUGGUCUACAGCUCGAAGGUCAGGUAGUCACAGAGGAGCAAGACCUGCAGGUGAUCGUAUCGACAAAUCAGAAGAGCUCUCCCCUCCACUACCUCCAUGCCUCUGCUAUGCAGGAUCGAGUGCGAGCUGCUGUUGCUCAGUCACAGGAAGCAGUUGGUAUGCUAAGCAGCCUGGGUGCCAGACGAGACAGAAGCAGAAGUCCUCCAGCAGGACCUCCUUCAAAAGUCUUUAUUCAAGAUAAAGCAGUGCCUCAACAUUUGAAACAGUCAGACAUCAAGCAUACAAAAACCUUUGUGCCAAAGAUAGUGGUACAAGAUUACAAAGAAGAAAAGACGACUUCUCCUCCAAUGCCAUACACCUACGCAGAAGCUGUGAAGCAGACCAGAAGAAAGUCGCCACCAGAAAGUCAGUUUCAAGAUUGGCCAAUGGCCACUGCACAAAAGACAACAGAGACUCCAGAUCAAGGGCCGCAGCAAGACCUACUCCAAGAGGGACUGAGAAAACAGGUGGAAAUUAAACUGGGACAGAAAGAACAGGAAGAAAUAAAGGAGGAGUAUCUUCUACAAGAAGUUCAGCAGCAAGAGUUGUUCCCAGUGCAACCACAACCAAGUCAGCCCAAGCAGGAGCAACAACAGGUACAACAGCAACAAGUUCAACAGCAUGUGGUAAUUAAUAUACAAGUUGAACAACAAGUUAAACAAAGACCAGAAUCCAAAGACCAG
Messenger RNA from Neolamprologus brichardi, 3162 nucleotides. NCBI's taxonomy places the organism in Eukaryota, Metazoa, Chordata, Actinopteri, Cichliformes, Cichlidae. The record is from RefSeq and is a predicted model, not a curated record.